This is a messenger RNA of Lucilia sericata (common green bottle fly), 2288 nucleotides long. RefSeq lists its product as uncharacterized. The transcript is spliced from 2 exons. The record is from RefSeq and is a predicted model, not a curated record. Lineage: Eukaryota; Metazoa; Arthropoda; Insecta; Diptera; Calliphoridae. Bases 109 to 2265 code for a protein of 718 amino acids.
GCUUAAAAAACUAAAACAUUAAUCUCAGAAUUUUAAAGUGACAAACUGCUGAAAUAAACUUAGUUUGUUUUUAUUUUUAACAAUUCUUAAAAAUUCUUAUGACCCAUUAUGGCUAAGAAUAUGGCGGAAAAUAUUACCCUUGCUGCCAACUGCAUUUUAUGUAGCGACCCGGAUGAUGGAAACAUGAUAACCUGCUCUAAAUGCCUUCACUGUUUCCAUAGUAGCUGUUGUGACCUUAACGACGAAGUUGAUAUAUUUAGAUGGAAAUGCCAGGAUUGUUUUGCUGCGAUAGCACAACAAGAUGACUCACAUAACCCCAAAACACUACACAGUACAAAUGAAUCUAGUGUUGAAGUUAUUGAGACACCAAAACAGCAUCCACAAACAUCAACAAGUCCAACAACAAAACACACACUAGCAGUCCAGCGGGGUAUUAGUAUUAGAAAAAAGCUUGAACUGCAGCAGCUAGAGGAGGCGAUGUUGUUAAAACAGGAGUUUUUGAGACGUAAGUACCAAUUACUACGUGAUGAAGCUGAUAAAUGUCAACAGAUCGACAAUGUACGGCCAGUGUGUAAGAGUAACAAAAAUGCCACAAUAGAUGACCCACCGUGUGUACAAAGUUGUCAACAAAAUGUAAAUAUUAGCAGACUCCAAGAAAGUACGUCAUUAAAUAGUUCCACCUUUGGGCGAGUUGCCAAUUUAAGUGACGAUUACCAUCCUUUAGCACAGACACGAACCAUUUCCCCAGUUACUACAAUAAGUGGCAGCACUACAGAAAACUGUCAAAACAUCAAUAAUGAUGACGUCAUUCAACAAAACAGGAAUGUUACAGGCUGUCAACAGAUGGGAUUUAAUACAAUUGUAAACAACACACAAUCAUUAAAUUAUUUAAGAGCAACAAAUAAUUGUGGGAAUAAUUAUUUAAAUACGACGGCGACCCAAUUAAUGUCACGGCAAUAUGUUUGCAAAGAUUUGCCAUGCUUUAACGGAGACCCGAAAGAAUGGCCAAUAUUUAUAAGUGCCUAUGAACACAGCACUCAGGCAGCCGGCUACACAAAUGAAGAAAACCUCAUAAGACUACAAAACAGCCUACGUGGUAAGGCACGGGACGCAGUAAGGAAUUGUUUAAUGCUCCCGGAUAUGGUUCCAGAUAUUAUUAGAACUCUAAAAAUGUAUUAUGGCAGACCCGAGUGUAUUAUAAAAAACUUAAUUGAGGAAGUGCGCUCGUAUUCAAUACAGCGGGGCAAAUUGGAGUCCCUAAUAGAAUUUUCAUUCGCGGUGAAAAAUCUUACUGCCACUAUUCGUGCAUCGCAUUUAGAACAAUAUUUAAUUAACCCUACCUUUUUGCAGGAGCUAGUAGACAAACUACCAACAGACACAGUACUACAGUGGGCUUUAUAUUCCAAAGAUAUUCCCCAUCCUAAUUUGACAAAUUUUUCAGACUGGUUGUAUAUGGUAGCAGAGGCUACUUGUAAAGUGACUGUUCCUGUAUUUGACACCAACAAUAACAAAAAGCCAGCAAAGAAAGAGGGGCGUUUAAACACACAUAAGUCGCAGACCCUACAGUAUCAGUGUAUAAUUUGUAAAGACCCACAUAAACUGACCCAGUGCGAAAAAUUCAAGGAGCUGUCUGUUGCUGAACGUUGGGAUACAGUCAAGGUAAACAAUUUAUGUCGCGUCUGCCUUGGAAAACACAGGCGCAGGUGCUGGUUUCAGAAACAAUGUGGGGUAAACGGUUGUACUGUACGACACAAUGCAUUAUUGCACAAUGAUGAGCAGUCAUCAGGUGGUAUAGUUAAUAACCAUAGAUCUUCUAGUGAAGGUGAGUCCUUUUAUUGUGUAGUACCAGUGACGCUUUAUGGAGGAAACAAAUCUGUCCAAAUAUACGCUCUUAUGGACGAUGGCUCGACUCUUACACUUUUAGAGGAGAAGAUCGCUAACCUUUUAGGUGUGAAAGGUAUUAAUGAUCCACUUUGCAUAAGAUGGACUGGUGACGUCACUCGCUAUGAAAAUGACUCUAAAAGGUUGGAUUUAAAUAUUUCUCCAGCUAGACACAAUUCGAAGAUUUUCCCAAUCAGCAACGUGCAUACCGUAAAAAGUUUAAAUUUAUCAAGUGAGACUAUGAAUGUCGAAGGUGUCAAAAAGAAAUAUACUUAUCUCAAAGACAUUCCACUGGAAGGUUAUAGCAAUGUAGUACCAUCUAUGAUAAUUGGUGUGAAUAACCCAAAUUUAAUUACAUCUAUUAAAGUACGCGAAGGUGGCUGACGGCAACCAGUGGCAUCGAAAAC